AUGGAUAACAUUACGUCGAUCACCAAAUCGAACUUCAAUAAAAAUGUGCCCACGCGCUUCAUAAGCCACGGAUUUCUCGAAUAUAACGGUGGCACGAGACGAGUCAUCAAUGACGCUUACCUAUCGAAAGCUAAAAUCGACGCGAAUAUGAUUGCCGUAAACUGGGAAAAGUUGUCACAAACAUUUAAUUACAUUGCUGUUCGUAACCGGGUAAAACCGGUUGGUAUACAAAUUGCUGCUAUGAUUGAUUUCAUGGUGAAAAAUCAUCUCGUAUCUAUCGAUGACAUCACCUUGAUUGGCUACUCAUUAGGUGCUCAUGUUGUGGGAAUGGCUGGAAAGCAUGUGAAAACCGGAAAAUUACCAAAAAUAGUUGGUUUAGAUCCAGCCGGUCCACUUUUCGCCUUGGAAAACCCUAAUGAACGAUUGGAUCGUGAGGAUGCAAAAUAUGUCGAAGUUAUUCACACCAAUGGCAAUUUAUUUGGAAUGGACUAUCCAAUCGGAACGGCUAAUUUUUAUCCAAAUUACGGAUUGACACAACCCGGUUGCCCGGUUGGUUCAACUGACAAAUGCUCACACACGCGUUCAGUCCAAUAUUUUGCUGAAAGUAUUUACUCAUCUGUUCCAUUUUACGGAUUUCCGUGCGCCUCUUUAGAGGAUUUGGAUAAAGGUAAAUGCGAAGGCGCUGUAUUAGCAAUGGGUGGAGAGCCGGGCAAUUACAAGGC
Messenger RNA from Sitodiplosis mosellana (orange wheat blossom midge), 722 nucleotides. Its product is annotated as lipase member H-like. Gene Ontology annotation, molecular function: lipase activity. The transcript has 4 exons. Lineage: Eukaryota; Metazoa; Arthropoda; Insecta; Diptera; Cecidomyiidae. The annotation marks the transcript as partial. The record is from RefSeq and is a predicted model, not a curated record. Gene Ontology annotation, biological process: lipid metabolic process.